AUCAAUUCCAUAAUCAACAAAACGAAGUGGAAGAGCAGUCCACAACGGAAUAACAAAGGCGAGAAGAGCAGCAGCGGCUGACGGUGUGCUUUUCUGCGUUGGCCCCGGGGUUUUCCCCCAAUUCCGUGUAGUUCACUCUCGAGAAGAAUCGCGAGAAAAGUAAAAUCGAACCCGCAACCAUCCAGCUCCCUGCCGUCACCGUACACCGUUCGCAGUAGCUAGUCGAUACCAAGUGUCUCGGUCCGCCGCCUGUCCGGGGGAUCCACACGGGGAGCCUGUUCCGAUCCGGGCCAACAUAGCCCCACCGGGCGAGGGUACAGCAAUGUUUAGGCGGCGUGCGGCGAAAUCGGCCCCCAGCCACCAGCAGCGCUCCCGGUACCGGUUCCUGCCCGCCGUGGUGCUGCUGGUGCUCGCCCAAUGGUGCCUGCUGGAUGCGGUCGUUACGGCCGAAUCGACCGACAUCGAGCUCGAUGCGAAGGCAAACAAAAUCCAUCAGAUCGAUUCGCUCAAUCUGUUGCUUUACACCUUCCUGCUAACUUUGACGGUGCUAACGAUAUGGCUGUUCAAACAUCGGCGCGUCUCCUGGCUCCAUGAGACGGGGCUGGCCGUGAUUUACGGCCUCAUCGUGGGAGCCAUCAUCCGCUACGCCGGCACCACCACGCCAAUCAUACACGUUUCGGUGGAAGCGGAACCGGAUGCCAAGUUCAACCAGAGCCUCCCACCGGACACGCUGUGGCUCAAGUUUCCGGGCAAUCUUCCGCACGGUUCCGACCAGCCGGUAAAGGCGAACAAAACGUACACGUACAGCUUUCGGGGCGAGCUGGGCAAUGUGGAGGAGAACGAGAUCGACCUGAAAGCCACCUUUGACCCGGAAGUGUUCUUCAACAUCAUCCUGCCGCCGAUCAUUUUCCACGCCGGGUACAGCUUGAAGCGUAAAUACUUUUUCCGCAACCUUGGUGCUAUUUUAAUGUUUGCCAUCAUCGGCACCACACUGUCGGCGUUUUUGAUCGGUGCGCUGAUGUAUGGUUUCGUACAGCUGAUGCCGAAGCUCAAGUCGAGCUUCACCUUUCUGGAUACGCUUUACUUCGGGGCACUGAUUUCACCGACCGAUCCGCUUACGAUAUUGGCCAUCUUUAGCGAUAUGCAUGUGGACGUGAAUCUGUACGCGCUCGUGUUCGGCGAGAGUGUACUGAACGAUGCCGUUGCGAUCGUGCUAAGUGGCGCUAUCCAAAACUAUGGCGAACAUUACUCGAGCAACGGCGAGUUUGAAGGGCACGCGUUUCUCCGCUCGCUGGGCGAUUUCUUCAGCGUGUUUGCCUUCUCGCUGCUGAUCGGCGCCUCGAUGGGUUGCGUGACGGCAAUGAUGACCAAGUUCACGCGGAUACGAGACUUUCCGCUGCUCGAGUCGGCCCUGUUUGUGCUGAUGUCGUACAGUACGUUUUUAAUCGCGGAAGCGGCCGAGCUAACAGGAGUGGUCGCGGUACUGUUCUGCGGCAUCUGCCAAGCGCACUACACGUACAACAAUCUGUCCGAUGAUUCCCGUACGCGCACGAAGCAGAUAUUUGAGCUGCUUAACUUCCUGGCCGAAAACUUCAUCUUCUCGUACAUCGGCGUGUCCAUGUUCACCUUCCCGAAGCACCACUUUGAUCCGCUGUUUAUCUUUACCGGUUUUAUGUGUGCGGCUAUAGGGCGUGCUGUAAAUAUUUAUCCCCUUUCAGCCCUACUAAAUAUAGCUAGAAAGCCAAAGAUUUCGUGGAACUUCCAGCACAUGCUGUUCUUUGCCGGCCUACGAGGUGCCAUGUCCUUUGCACUGGCGAUUCGCAACACGGUCUCCGAUGCAAGGCAGGCAAUGUUAACGACCACGUCGCUCAUUGUCAUUACGACCGUGAUCAUCCAGGGUGGGGCAGCAAACUUUCUGCUCAACUGGUUAAAUAUUCCUGUUGGUGUUGAUGAUGAAACAGAAGUUCUACCCUACCAAGGCGUCCGAAGUGUGUACAAUUCUAUGGAGAACACAGCUGGGUCGAUCGACGUUGGUUUAAACCUUAGCCAACUGCAAGUUAAUAGGAGGGCAAGUUCUCUGGAUUUGGAAAAUCCGGACAGUGAGGGUGCCACCACACCGGGAGGCACAAGGAGAGGCCACGAAAAGGCCGUUUUAGCUCGGCUGUGGGGCAAUUUCGACUCAAGGUACAUGAAACCCCUGCUAACCCACUCCCGUCCAACAUUGCUCGAGACGCUACCCGUUUGCUUGAGCCCGCUGGCUCGUCUGCUUACCACCACCGAACAACUAACACAGGACGGGCCAACGCGUCGCUCGGACUCCGAUUCCGAUCUGUGCAUCGACGACGAUGAUCGUGCGUCGCGCGGCGGUCCCGCCGACGGUACCGGCCGAAGGAAUUCAAUCAAUCGCCGACAGCAACAUUCCGAUGCGGCACACGAAGCUAACGAUGCGAUCAACAUACUAAGUAGUUUGGGAUCUAAUUUUAUGUGAAAUAGUAAACCACCAUCCGGUUAUUUGGCUGGUAUUUGGCGUAUGUUUGCAAACAAAAUGGCGUUUUAUAUAUAUGGGGUUAUGCUUUUUGUUUAGCUAAUUUUCUUUUUUACUAUAUUUAGUUUUGUUUCGGUUGCAUGUUCUCUUUCUUUUUCUAAAUUGCAUUUUCAUUUCACUGUUUGCAACAACAUUUUAUACACUCUUAUCCUUUUGUUUCGUAUAUUAAUUGGCCUUGUAACGUUUAUUCUUACGAUUGUUUUUCUUUUGUUUCUUCCCAUUUUUACAUGACUCUUAUUUCGUCUCUUUUCGGUGCGUUCGUUGGUGUGCAGCAGAAACGUGCUGUUUAAGCUGAUUUUUGACCCUGUUCCCUAGUUUUCCCUCCCUCUCUCUCUCCCACCACCCCCACGAAUUGAUUUGCUCAACAGAUGUGUGAAUGCAGAUGUGAACUUCAAAAGUGAAACGAGCAAAACUCGAUCAAAAAACGUGUUAAUGUUUUGCCAUAGGGUUUUAUUGUGUUUUUUUCUUCUUUGGUAUUAUUUAGCAUAAUUUUAAGUUUACAAAAUUACACUAUCCUGUUAUUUAGUGUUUUAGAUUCGAUAGUUUUUUUUUUCAUUAUUGGGGUUUAUGGGUUUUUUUCUGGUUGAUUGUUUGGUCAGCGAGGAACGACAACAAUACAACGACCCUUCUGUUUAUAUUCUGUUAAAGUCUUUCAUCUAAAACAUUCAUUUAUUGUUUAACAAGGUUUUCCAGGUCAGUUUCGAAUGUACACAUCAUUAUUCACCACCUUCAAGAUGUUUUUCAACUGCUGUCAAAUUGUGUAUUUGCUUCAAAAUUAAAUAUCAGUUCUUAC
Anopheles arabiensis is the source of this 3338-nucleotide messenger RNA. It is a transcript of the gene Nhe3, whose product is annotated as sodium/hydrogen exchanger 7. The transcript is spliced from 14 exons. Gene Ontology annotation, cellular component: membrane; recycling endosome. The record is from RefSeq and is a predicted model, not a curated record. Bases 323 to 2488 code for a protein of 721 amino acids. Gene Ontology annotation, molecular function: sodium:proton antiporter activity. NCBI's taxonomy places the organism in Eukaryota, Metazoa, Arthropoda, Insecta, Diptera, Culicidae. Gene Ontology annotation, biological process: sodium ion transport; proton transmembrane transport; regulation of pH.